AUGACCCCUUAUUCUUAUACGAGAGACCCUUCUUUUACGGUUGAGCACUAUAUCUCUAUACAUCGGACUUGGGACUUAAGGAUUCUUCAGACCCACUUUGGAGACAUUGACAUUCAGCGCAUUCUAUCCAUUCCUCUAAGUACUUUUCCCAGAGAUGAUAAGUUGAUUUGGCAUCACUCAGAUUCAGGAUCUUACUCUGUGAAAACAGGAUACCAAUUGGCUGCAAGUUUGGAAACUCAAUAUGAACAUUCCUCAUCUUCCACUCAUCGACAAUGGUGGAAUCGCAUGUGGUCUUUGCGUUGGGAAACAUCUGGACAUGCUAUCUUUCGAUGUAAAAGUGCAAAGGUUGUUUGGCAACAAUUCCAAUACCAAAAUUAUAUGCCAAACAUGGGUAAUGUUAGGGGUUUUGAUAUCUUUUCUUACAUUGCAGCUGCUUACAAUGAUAUGGAACUUGAGCAGAUAGUUUGUUUAAUGUGGAGUAUAUGGUCUGAAAGGAACAAAGAGAUCCAUGGUACUAAGCCUAAACCGUUUGCUGUUUUGUGUUCUUCUUCUGCCUCUUAUUUGGAUCAGUUUCACAAAGCCACUGCUCCAAAACAAGCGGCUGCUGGUGUAACAUCCCAGGGUGAUUUUUCGACAACUCCCUCUGUUCCUGCUGCUGCUAGGACUCCUCAAACAUGGAGAUCUCCCCCUGCUGGCUUGCAUAAAUUAAAUGUGGAUGCUGCGUGUGAUCAGGUUGCUGGAAAAUUAGGCUACGGUGCUCUAAUUAGAGAUCAUAUAGGUGAUGUUGUUGUUGGUUUCUCUAGGCCUUUUCAUGGAUUUUUCUCUCCAAAAGAAAUGGAAGCUGCUGCUCUAUUUCACAGUUUAACAUGGGCCAUUCAUCACCAGCUAUCCAUCCACUUUAUUGAAACUGAUUCACUUUUGCUGGCAAAUGCAAUCAACUCUAUGUCUUCUAUUCCUUUUGUAACUUCUUUUCAUGACUUAGUAGAGGACAUUAUUUAUCUUUUAUCCUACUUUUCUGGAGUAAAGGUUUCUCAUGUUAAAAGAGAAGCCAAUAAAGCUGCUCAUGCUUUAUCAAAAUUUGGUCUUCGAUUGGAUGAAGAUAUUUCAUAG
Cannabis sativa is the source of this 1110-nucleotide messenger RNA. RefSeq lists its product as uncharacterized. The transcript has 2 exons. Bases 1 to 1110 code for a protein of 369 amino acids. Lineage: Eukaryota; Viridiplantae; Streptophyta; Magnoliopsida; Rosales; Cannabaceae. The record is from RefSeq and is a predicted model, not a curated record. Gene Ontology annotation, molecular function: nucleic acid binding; RNA-DNA hybrid ribonuclease activity.